Messenger RNA from Iphiclides podalirius (scarce swallowtail), 297 nucleotides. The record is from the annotation of a GenBank genome assembly. Lineage: Eukaryota; Metazoa; Arthropoda; Insecta; Lepidoptera; Papilionidae.
AUGUACGACGUAAUUUUCCGUUCGAAAACUUUUCCAGAAAACUUCGAUUCCGAUUUCCGUGUCAUUGUACGUCGUGGCGUGGCUGCAUUAAGCUAUUCCAAACGUCAGGCAGAUUAUUCGAGCCGUUUCCGACAUUCGGGCGAAACGUCGAAAGUUAUGUCGUUCCUUUUCGCGGGAGAUUGGCCGAUUCCGCGGGGCGAAUUAAGCGCGAUUGCGCUCGACGCGUGCCGGAGCGGCGGCCGCGCCGCGGUGAUCUUGAUUUAUGCGCCACGAACGCGCCCGAUGCGGCAGCGUAAU